Molecule: messenger RNA, 1354 nt
Organism: Nilaparvata lugens (brown planthopper)
Lineage: Eukaryota; Metazoa; Arthropoda; Insecta; Hemiptera; Delphacidae
Product: BRISC complex subunit FAM175B-like
Exons: 7
Coding region: 177-1184 (335 amino acids)
Biological process (GO): attachment of spindle microtubules to kinetochore; mitotic spindle assembly; protein K63-linked deubiquitination
Cellular component (GO): nucleus
Molecular function (GO): microtubule binding; polyubiquitin modification-dependent protein binding
Source: RefSeq, a predicted model, not a curated record
GAAAAGUCUACCUGCCUAGUGCCUACUUGGAUUUCAUAACAAUCAUGUUGGUUGUGGCAAUUUAUUGGUUAUGAUCGACUUUUUAUUACAAAAAAUUAAUUCUUGUAGCAGUUUGUUGUUAAUUUUUUCAAAUUUGGAAAUUAUUUUUGGUUUGUGACAAGAUAUUUUUCAAAAAAAUGUCGCAGAAAACAGAUAUGCAAUACAAAAUAUCAGGAUCAGCUUUGUCGUUCUUGUACUAUGAAUGUAGUAAAAGCAGAGAAGAUCAGAUUGGAUUUUUGUUAGGAGAGAAGCAUUCAGUUAUAACAAAGGCAAUCAGCGAUGCAGACGUUAAUGGAGAAAAAAUUGAAACUGUCAUUGAUAUCAACGCAGUUCUACCAGUGGGAUCACCGUUUGCCAUAUGCAGCAAUGUAGGCAGAGUGGACCAUAAAAAACUGAGAGAACACCUUGGACCAUUUGAAAAAGAAACGUACGGCUGGUACAUUUUCCGACGCAGCUCGAAACUGAGUCCCCUGUUCCGCGGCUCGUGCAUUCAUAGAGAGCUGUUGCGUGCUCUGCCUCAUAUAUCAUCGCAGUCGUUCGUCAUCUGCUGCAUCGGAUCCGAGGUGUCAGCCCCCUCCACACACACGCAUCGGCAUGUCUUCUUCCGCUUCAGGAGGGGGGCAUUUAAGCCAAUUUCAGUACCAGUCACCAACCUAGGACAUCCUACCGAACCAGGAUACAAAGGUGUUUCUAUUGGGAAUAUUUCAAAUACCUCCUUCAAUUCGAUUAUCUCUUCACUAGAUUUGGGACAGAACACGCGGAGUGUGGACCUGCUGAGAGCUGUGCAGGGUCCUUUGCAGCAGAAAAUCCAGUUGGUGGCCAAACAGGUGCAGAAGUCUGACCAGAAAAACCAGCGCAUCAUUGAGGAGAUCAGAAGCCUAAAAGUGAAACGCUUGCUUGCCGAAAAAAUAAAGAGUCUUGGAGAUCACUCGCGUAAUUCGUCAACCCCGGAAAAAGUAUUGAAAAACGGAAAUUGCAGUUAUGAAAACAGGGAGAGAAAUGCUGUGUCAACUCCACCCAAUCAGAGAGCGACCGUCCAGGAAUGUCUGAUCAAUUCGCAGUCGGAUGAAGAACUGAGUCCGGCCACUCUAAAAUCUCAGAUGAGCGAUCGUAUCAUAGAAGACUCGUCAUCUAUAGAGUACUGACAGUGUGCCUUCAGAUCCAGCAUGUUGGCAACGAUUCACCAAAAGAACUAUUUUUACACUUAUUUGCUAAGUAUGUACAGAUAUGAUUCGUUUGCGGAAGUGAGUUAACACUCAUUGUACAGAUAUCAAGCUUAAUUAUGUUCGUAUUAUUAAAUGUUAUAGUUCUUGCA